AUGGCGCUGAUUAAUAAUAUUUCAGUGUACUACGGGCUGGCUAUUAGACGUACUACUAAUACAUCUGUAAAAAAAAUGCAAGACUCGAUAAUGGCAACAUACUAUCAUAUGAUUUCUACAGACCGGAAGCCGCAACACCACCUGUGUGAUCCAGGCGCUGACAGCUGGUGCAAGUACCAGAGAGCACUUGCUGAAGCUGCUGCUGCUAAUCGAAAACAGAUUAAUUAUACGCACCCCACAGAUUUGAAAAAAACAAUUCAUCCAGAUUUAGCAAAAGAAAUAUUUCCGAUUUUCGAAGAUUUGUCUCGAGCUGAAUUGAUUGAAAGAUGUGUGGGUGGAUAUACUCAGAAUGCGAAUGAAUCGUUUAACUCAACUGUAUGGAAGCUGGCCCCCAAGCACUUGCACUCUGGUCGAAAAAUUGUUGAAAUAUCUUCGUUUUUAGCAGGUUCCAUCUUUAAUGAUGGUCAACACUCAGUGUUAAAAAUUAUGAACGAGUUUGGAGGCCUGCCCGGCAAGAACAGCCAAGCGUACGCCGAUUAUGCGAAUAAACGCCGAGUGAAGAAGCAGAACAAGGAAGCAUCUUUGGCUUCAAAAGAAGUUCGUACACUUCAUAAACAAAAAAGAACAGCUGAAGAUGAGUGGCACGAAGAGACAGAAGGAUUGAUAGGACUGGAGGUGUCCCCACCUAAGACGGAGGUGGUUGGCUUCCACCCCAAGGGCAGACCAGCACAUACCAGCGUGCGAGUCGCGGGCAGAGAAGUCAGGGUGGGAACUCGAAUGAGAUAUCUCGGCCUUACUCUGGACAAUAGGUGGAAAUUUGAGGCACACUUCUUAGAACUGGCCCCGAAACUAGAUAGGGCGGCCUUGUCCCUUAGUCGGCUCCUACCAAAUAUUGGGGGACCUAACACGAAGGUUAGAAGACUCUAUACUCACGUCAUAGCAUCAAUUGCGCUUUAUGGGGCCCCAGUGUGGGCCUACGAGGCUAAGAAGAGUAGGAGAAUUAGGCAACUGAUCCGAAACUACGAAGAGGUAUACGAAAGAGUAGCGGACUUGAGAAAGAACCUUCCGUCAAAUACUCCGAUACAACCUAGAUCGCUGGAGAUUAUUCAGGCGGAGGCUCAUAGGAAACUCGUCCAUGAAUGGAGGAUCUGGCUCAGAGCAACGGAACACGGAGGUGGAGCGGUUCUGGGGGCACUGGAGACACAGCUCCGAGAAUGGUUGAAGGCGGAUGUGGGCCUUACAUAUAGGUCGACCCAAAUCAUAACGGGCCAUGGCUGCUUCGGCCACUAUCUACGUAAGAUUGGAAAGGAAGAAACCAGCAGAUGUUGGCACUGUGUUUCCAAUAACGAUACGGCGUCACACACCCUCAGGUACUGUCCUGCGUGGAAUGGGGAGCGCGAAGAAUUAGUUAGGGUAGUAGGUCAGGAUCUGACAUGGCCCGCGAUUAUCCGUGCCUUGCGUGAGAAAAAGGAGAGGGAAGCGUUCCUCACAUUUUGCGAGAAGGUUAUGUCCCAGAAAGAAGCCGCGGAAAGGAUAAGAGAAGGGAUAGUCCUCCAUGACGACGGAGGAUAA
This is a messenger RNA of Mycetomoellerius zeteki, 1572 nucleotides long. RefSeq lists its product as uncharacterized. NCBI's taxonomy places the organism in Eukaryota, Metazoa, Arthropoda, Insecta, Hymenoptera, Formicidae. The transcript has 3 exons. The record is from RefSeq and is a predicted model, not a curated record. The coding region runs from base 1 to 1572 and encodes 523 amino acids.